AUGCCUUAUUAUAUGCUUGCAUUCCCAGUCAUUCUGCAGUUUGCUUUCUUCAGUCCAUCGGAAGCGGGAUGUGGCAUUUGCGCACCAUGUUCACCAUGUGCGGUACCAGCACCAUGCCCACCUCCGGUUAUUUGUUCACCACAGAUCUGUCCACCUCCGCCAAUCUGCCCCGUUAUUAUACCUAAGCCAUGUCCACCAUGCAUUGUAAGUUUGCUGAAUCAUUUUGCAUUAAUCAUUCGGGGCGAUGGACUGUCGUAA
Gongylonema pulchrum is the source of this 258-nucleotide messenger RNA. Lineage: Eukaryota; Metazoa; Nematoda; Chromadorea; Rhabditida; Gongylonematidae. The record is from the annotation of a GenBank genome assembly.